CUGAGACAACAUACAGUUAAUAGCAGGAGAUUCUUCAUAAAGGGUCCAUUCAUGAGCUGGGACAAUGAGACACCAAAGCCUGUCCCUGAAGGGCGUGGCCUGAAUGGCGAGCUGAGCGGUCGCACUUCGCAUUGCUCUUGCUAGACUCCUUAUUACACUGAAUUAGUUCCCCUGUGGGCCCUUACUCACCUGAUUGGUGCCUUUGGUGCCGUGAAGACUUGGCUGCGGCUGCUGGAGGCUAUUGAGGCUGCUGGGUGGAGGAUCCUGCAGAGUCACGAGGCCGGUGGUCGGGCAGUAGCGGCUGUUCUUAGGAGCGGGCGGUGGUGCGUCCUGAGCACAGGUGACGAGGUACUGCUGAAGUCCAGAGGAGCCUGUGAGUGUGCUGACGCAGGGGCGGCUGGUGACGGGGACGGCAUAUCUGAGCCUGCAGGCCUGAGCUCCGCCAUUGUUGGGCUUCGUGGGCGGAGCCACCCUGUUACUGUGGUGACUCCCGCGCCUGGACUGAGUGGCGGGAGCGUGCUAGUGCUCCGGUGGGCUUGCUGCUGUGGGGAGAAAGGUGCUGGGGGCUCCCACUUACCCUGCCAUAUCUGUGGACUUCUGCAGUCACCUGGAAGAGCUCUUAUAGAGGUGGUCGGCUGUCCUAGUUAACCCUCUGCUGCCUGGCUGGGAAACACUGCUGUCUACUGUCAUCUGCUGCUGGAACACUGGGGGUCUCCUACCUGUACCUGCCCUAGGCUGAACAGUGAAUGCAACUUCCAGUGUUCUAUUCUCUCCCUGCCUCUGGGAUACCUACAUUACUGGACCUUGUUGUGGUGAGCCUGCCGGAUCAUAGCUAUUGCUGGACUUAAAGGACAACUGUAGUGGAACACUUUUAUAUAUGCCCGAGCCUCAAAAAUAAACAAAAUAAACUUAUACAUACCUUCCUACGAGCCCCCGUUGGUCCGGUACAGGCCUCACGGUCCGGCAGUGUUUACCUCAUUCCACUUCCUGGGGACCGGGAUGCCGCAGAGCCGUCGGCGUAUCACCAGCCGCAGCAAUGUCCCGCCCCGGCCAGUGAUAGGCUGAGCCCACUGUCAUGUAAGAAGCCGUCCAGCCUCCAGCUGUUGAAAAACUACAACUCCCAGCAUGCCCGGACAGUUGUUGGCUGUCUGGGCAUGCUGGGAGUUGUAGUUUUGCAACAGCUGGAGGUGCCCUGGUUGGGAAACACUGCUGCAGAGGGAGAGCAGCAUACAGGAAGACUGGCAGAAGCAGAGUCCCAGCCAGGCUUCAUGUGACAUCAUGCCUGCCGGGACCCGCCUCCUUCCACCCCUCAGAAAGACAGUGCUCCUGAGCUAAUGAAGAGGAAUGAAAAAAGGAUGCGACUCUGAAUGAUGGGAAUUCCUUCAGUCCGCUGAUGCUGGCCUCCCCGUCCUCCAUGAUAAACCAGGUGAAGUUUGAGGAUGAGCCUGAGGUCAGGGACCUCUUCAUCACCGUGGACGAGCCGGAGAGUCACAUCACAGCCAUCGAGACCUUCAUCACCUACAGGAUCGCAACAAAGACAACGCGCAGCGAAUUUGACUCCAGUGAGUUUGAAGUCAGAAGACGAUACCAAGAUUUCUUAUGGUUAAAAAGCCGACUAGAAGAUGCCCAUCCGACCUUAAUAAUCCCGCCUCUUCCGGAGAAAUUCAUAGUGAAGGGAAUGGUGGAACGGUUCAAUGACGACUUCAUUGAGACGCGCAGGAAGGCCUUGCAUAAAUUUUUGAACAGAAUCGCUGAUCAUCCCACAUUAACCUUUAAUGAAGACUUCAAGAUCUUCCUGACGGCGCAGGCCUGGGAGCUGACGUCUCACAAAAAGCAGGGUCCGGGGCUGCUCAGCAGAAUGGGGCAGACCAUCAAAGCCGUCGCAUCCUCUGUGCGAGGGGUUAAAAAUCGCCCUGAAGAGUUUACGGAGCUGGGAGAAUACGUGGACGAUUUUGGACAGAAGAUAUCGGUAUUAGACAAAGUGUCCCAGAGAAUUCAUAAGGAAGAGAAAGAUUAUUACGAGGAGCUGAAGGAGUACGGUCCGAUCUACACCUUGUGGUCGGCCUCGGAGGAGGACCUGGUGGAGCCCCUGCGGGGGGUGGCCGGCUGCAUAGACAAGUGCUGCAAGGUGACGGAGGCCUUGAAUUCUCAGCUCUCCAGCGAUCUGAUUCCGAUUAUUCAUGAAUACGUUCUGUACAGCGAAACGCUUUCUGGCGUCCUGCGGAGAAGAGACCUGAUCCAAGCAGAACUCGAUGGCAAAGUGGACGCUCUGGUGAACAGGAAAGCCGACAAGGAGGUUCUGAAGGAAGAGAUUGAGAAACUUGAAGAUAAAGUCGAAUGUGCCAAUAAUGCUUUGAAAGCCGACUGGGAGCGAUGGACCAAAAACAUGCAAACUGACUUAAAAGCCACGUUUCUGAACAUGGCGGACAGCAGGAUCAACCACUAUGAAGAGUGCCUCGCCACGUGGGAAUCCUUCCUGUCAUCUCAGUCCUAUGACGAACAGUUUGACGCACAAGAGGACGGGUCCUGAAUACCGCGGACGAGCGGCGUAUGUCCUAUACGAGGACCCAGCUGACCAAAGAAGUGACCUUAUAUAAGGAGCAGCCGGGGCGGCGCUCACCGCGUCCACUGCCAAAACCAACGCCCUCCUCGUCUUCCCGGCUGCCAGGACUUUUUCUACGCAUGAGCGGCGCUGGGACGGGCGCCACCGAUUACUCUACCACUCGUUUUGUAUUUAGUAAUUGUCUUAAGAAUAAUGUCAAAGAAAACUUUUAAUUAAAGUGUUUAAUAGUA
Molecule: messenger RNA, 2793 nt
Organism: Hyla sarda
Lineage: Eukaryota; Metazoa; Chordata; Amphibia; Anura; Hylidae
Gene: SNX7
Product: sorting nexin 7
Exons: 9
Coding region: 1394-2530 (378 amino acids)
Molecular function (GO): phosphatidylinositol binding
Source: RefSeq, a predicted model, not a curated record